AUGGAUUGGUCAGGGAGUAGCCCGAGGUUAGGGGAACGUCGUUUGUUGGCGCUGUGCCUGACGGUGAUCUGCAUGAUGGCUACCGUUCAGAGGGUCCGUUCCGUGGACGUCAACGACACCAAGGAUCCGUGGACCGGAAUUUCCAGCAGUUGCUCGGGCACGGACGCGAAAAACAUGUCCGUGUCCUGCUACGGGAUGAGGAUCGUCAGGAAGAUCGUGCAACAGGUCCUGGAGAAGACCAACAAGGAGUCGAAUAUCGAGAUUUUCGACGGUGUCAGCUUGGUCGAGGUACCUGGAGGCGGACCUACCAGGAAAGGAAAGCUCAUGAAGGGUUUCGGCGGCAUGGGGUCGUUGGUGCAAUUCUUGGAGGGACGGGAGCUUAGAAUUAAGCUGCCCAGCCUACUGCCGCAGAACAUCGAGAGCGCCCUGCAGGAGAGUCUACCUACCGAGCAAGGCAGGGGUCGUGGAGGCGGGGGAUAUGGCGGUCUUGGAGGAGGCGGCGGCGGCGGAGGCGGUGGUGGCGGCAAGAAGGGCGGAAAUAACGGAAUACUCAUUCUGGCGAUGAUGAUGGGUAAGAUGAUGGCGGCGCUGGGAUUCGGGGCGCUGGGUCUGCUAGCCAUGAAGGCGUUGAUGGUGUCGGCAUUGGCGCUGAUGCUCUCGUUGAUCGUCGCCGUGAAGAAGCUGACGAGUGGCCACGAUAGCGGCGGUGGGCACCACGUGGUCUACGCUCAGGAUGUCGGCCACCACCAUUAUCGCAAGAAGAGGUCUCUAGGGGAGGAGGACCACGAUUUGCCGUACAGAGGAUACGCGCACCUGUACAACGACAUGAAAAUGUCCUGA
This is a messenger RNA of Hylaeus volcanicus, 840 nucleotides long. RefSeq lists its product as uncharacterized. NCBI's taxonomy places the organism in Eukaryota, Metazoa, Arthropoda, Insecta, Hymenoptera, Colletidae. Bases 1 to 840 code for a protein of 279 amino acids. The transcript has 3 exons. The record is from RefSeq and is a predicted model, not a curated record.